UUUAUCAAUAUCGAAGAACCUUCAGUUAAGUUUAGGAUUCUAUCAACGGGUUGGCGGAGUUCAGUGACGCUUGUGGAAAACGUGUAACUGGUCCACAGUCAACUGAUAUUUAGCCAUGUUUUCAGCUUAUUUCUGUUUUCUUUUAUUGGAGAUCUGUUCCAUUACGCCCUGGCGAGUCACUUCAAAAGAAAUUGACAUUUUGGACGACAACGACAUAAACUUCAGACAACGUUUGUUCGCAGUACACGAGUUUCAUUACUUGAACGUGCUUCCAGUCGGAGUACGUAUGGUGUAUGACGACUUAGACUGUACCUUCAAAUGCCUUUACCAUCCUACAUGUAUUUCUGUGAAUCUGGUCGCUGAAGGAGGACUGUGGUGUGAGCUACUGUCGUCUGAUAAGUACAGCAAUCCCAAGGAGUUCAAACAAAACAAGAGCUCGCAUCAUUAUCAAAUUAUCUCGCCUUGUUCCAACAAUCCAUGCGACAAUGGUGGGACUUGCGUGGCCUACCACGAGGAUGAGACGUUUAAAUGCGUAUGCAAAAGUGGUUUCAUCGGAGAACAAUGUGAGAAAGACAUAGAUGAGUGUUCUACAGGAAAUGACAACUGCAGUGCUAACUCUGAGUGCAGCAAUACCAAGGGUUCGUACAGUUGUACUUGUAAACCGGGAUAUUCUGGAGAUGGACGAACUUGUAAAGAUUUCGACGAAUGUUCAACUGCAGAAACCCACAACUGCAACGCUGAUGCAGUAUGCAACAAUACCAUGGGAUCGUACACCUGUUCAUGCAAAACUGGAUACUUUGGAGAUGGAUGGACUUGCAAAGAUAUUGAUGAAUGUGCUACAGGAAAACAGAAGUGCAGUGCUGAUGCAGAGUGCAAUAAUACCAAGGGAUCGUAUAACUGUACAUGUAAACCUGGAUAUUCUGGAGAUGGACGGACUUGCAAUGUAUCGACGUGCAAAGAAAUUUACACCAAGAAUAUAUCGAACGUGAGUGGAGUGAUGACGCUGUACCUCGAUUCAAAACCGGUUUCCAUUUUCUGUCAUAUGGGAAAUUUUGGUUGUGGAGAUGGAGGAUGGACUCCAGUUAUGAAAACUGAUGGCAAUAAGGUUACUUUCCAUUACAAUUCUAGCCUUUGGAUAAGCAAGUCUGGCUUUAACCUUCCAGGAGGUGCGACUGGUUUUGACAGGCAAGAGACCAAGUUACCAACUUUUUGGAACACACCCUUCGAGAAAAUCUGUCUCGGUAUGAAGAUCGAUAACCUUACUAACUUCAUUUUAGUCAAUAAGACGGCUGUCUCGCUACAUUCGCUGAUAGCUGACGGGAAAUAUCGCAACACGUCGCUGGGUCUCAAGUUGUGGAAAUCGCUAAUUGGCUCCAACGCCUCUUUGCAGACCAGCUGUGUAAGAGAAGGGUUCAAUGCUGUGUGUAGCGACAAAAAAGCGUCAAAAGCGAGGAUCGGGAUCAUUGCUGACGAUAAAGAAGACUGCAGCGACUGUGAUUCUAGAAUUGGAUUUGGUACAGGGGGAUAUCAGGAUGAUAAUCACACUUGCGGAAACGAAGCAACAUACUCCUCAGACAAUGGAAGUAGGCACAUCAAAGCCAUGGGAUAUAUCUUGGUGCAGUAACUCUCACUGCCUCCCUACCCUUUAUGCAAAAACGUCCUUGACUGUUUCGCAUGCUCAGAUAUCAGUGCACUUAAAAAAUAGCUUCAAAAUAGGAUUGAAAAGCGCUUAUAGGAAGCCUCUGUAGUAAUAAAACGAUUUGAUUAGUUUCGCCUAUUCAAUGUUUGAUCAGCGAUCUCCGU
Molecule: messenger RNA, 1803 nt
Organism: Pocillopora verrucosa
Lineage: Eukaryota; Metazoa; Cnidaria; Anthozoa; Scleractinia; Pocilloporidae
Molecular function (GO): calcium ion binding
Source: RefSeq, a predicted model, not a curated record